UAUAAGAGCACUAAACCCAUUGUGAGGGCACCACCCUUAGAAGCUAAUUACCUCAUAAAGGCUCUAUAUCCAAGUACCAUUACAUUAGAGAUUAGGGUUUGAUAGGGUUUGUCUGUGUCCCCAUUCUAAUUUCAACUUGAAUUGUAUCUCCCAAAAUUCCCAUGUCUUGUGGGAGGGAUACAGGCAGAGGUAAUUGACUUAUGGGGGGGCUGGUCUGUCCUGUGCUAUUCUCAUGAUAGUGAAUAAGUCUCAGGAGAUCUGAAGGGUUUAUCAGGCGUUUCCACUUUUGCUUCUCUUUCAUUUUCUCUUGCCAUCGCCAUGUAAAAUGUGCUUUUCACCUCCCACCAUGAUUGUGAGGCCUCCCAGCCAUGUGGAACUGUAAGUCCAAUUCAGCCUCUUUUUCUUCCCAGUCUUGGGUAUGUCUUUAUCAGCAGCAUGAAAACAGACUAAUAUACAGUUUCAACAUAUGAAUUUGGUGGGAGGGCAUAUUUAGUUCCCAGCAGUGAGGAUGCAGAAAAAGGAAGACGCUACACUUUGAAUUGGAAUUUAAACUCGUACAUUAGGCUUGUAAACUCUUCAGAGACUCAGAUAUGACUUGUGAGCCUUGUGACUUCUGAGAUGAAGGCUCUCUCACCAGUGGCCAAAGAAAAAACAGGGAAAUAUUUCCAUUGGAUAUCCUACUACAUGAUGAAUUUUCACAUUGAACAUUUAAUUUCACAUUUAAUUCCAUCGAGAAUUUGUUUUUAUCUUUCUUUUUUCCAAAUAAUUAGUUAGUUGUCCUAGUACCAUUUGUUGCAUGAUCUACAUUUUCACCAUGGAAAUAUGCCGUAAUAGCAUAUAAUGCAUUCCUAUAGAAACUCAGGUUUAUCCUGAGCUAUCUAUUUUGUUUAUUGUAUCAAGGAUAGUAAACCAGGGCCCCGUACCCCAUUUCAGACCUUCAGAUGUGUGUUUGGUCUUGUUUUGCUUUUGGUCGAAGUGCCUUUUAAAAUUGUGACUUUUCAUACCUUUAGGCAGCAGACAAAGUCAGGCCUAUCUUAGAGCAAGUUACUUGCCCAGAGCAUUUGAGGAUGCUUUCCUGGAGUGACACUAGCAACAUACCGUUUCAACACUUUCAUCUUAGAACACAUUUUGGUAUCUAGCAGUGGAUAGUCCCUCUCAUUCUUGUUUUGUGAUAAUUCUUUUCCUUUUUUUUUUUUUUUUUUUUUUUGAGACAGAGUCUCAUUCCGUCCCCAGGCGCCAGGCUGAAAUGCAGUGGCGCGACCUCCACUCACUGCAACCUCUGCCUCCCGGGCUUGAACAAUUCUCCUGCCUCAGCCUCAGCCUCCUGAGUAGCUGCGAUCACAGGCAUGCGCCACUAUGCCCAGCUAAUUUUUUUGUAUCUUUAGUAGAACAGGGUUUCACCAUAUUGGCCAGGAUGGUCUCUAUCUCUUGAUCUCAUGAUCUGCCCGCCUCGGCCUCCCAAAGUGCUGGAAUUAAAGGUGUGAGCCAAUGGUAGGGAGAUUCUGGACAAGCACCCAGCGGGAUUGGAGACUAGUGCAGAAGGUUGCACUGAGCCAAGGAUACGAAGCCUGGUCACAGUCCUCCCAUGUGGGGCCCAGGUCUUAUUUACCCCCCUCAAAAACUCUUUCUCAUUUCACUGGCUAGUGAUUUUGCUUUCUUUGGAAAAUCUAUUGCACUGCCCCACCCAGAGACUUCCAAAACUGAAUGGACUCCAGUGACGAUGUUAAAUCAGCCCCCACCUCAUUCCUUUUGAAUUAGAAUCUAUGCGGCUGGGUCCUGGCAUCUGUAUCUUAAUCUUCCUAGUUGAGAACCUUAGUCAGAAAGGCUGGUAUUUGCAAAGUACUUCUCUUGUCUUCCUUGUUUCCUUUUUUAAUUACUUUGCUGGGAUUUGGGGGUCUGAAUUGGUCACCCAGGCAGGAGUACAGGGGCUCAUUGCAGCCUGGAACUCUUAGACUCAAGCGAUCCUCCAAACUCAGCCUCCAAACUAACUGGGACUACAGGUGUAUGCCACCACACCAGCCUAAUUUUAAAAUUUUUUGUAGGGAAGGAUUCUCACUGAGUUACCCAGGCUGGUCUCCAACUCCUGGGUUCAAGUGACUCCCCAGCCUCGGACUCCGAAAGUGUAGGGACGACAGGCAUGAGCCACCAUGCCCAGCCAGUCAAGCCCUGCUCUUUCACUUUAAUGAUAUUUUUGGUGCAUACCUACAGCCAGUGUUGUAUUAAACUGCACUAUUGGAGAAAAAGCGAAGGGGAGAAGUGAUAGUUUUGCUUUUCCCUGAACAUAUAUGAGAUAAAACCAGGGCUGUUUUUGGACAAUGUGUCGACAUAAUUGAAGAUGGGUACUGCCUGAUGGUAGCCUGUCUACAGAAGGUACCUAGAACACAGAGGAAUAUGCAAACUGGCUUGAAGAGCGAUUCAUCAGAACUUUUCCUGGUACAGAGGAGAAACUCCAAUGACAACAGAAUAUUGAUCUUCUAACAUUUGAAAGCCUGUUAAAUAGGAGAGAAAGUGUUUUCUAUUUUGUUACAGAAGGAUCCAACCAGCUCUGAUGGUUGAAAUCAUCAUGAAUGCAAAUGCCAGCUCAGUUCAACAAGAGGAGAGAUUCCUAACUAUUGGACUUCCACAGAGACGGGAUCUGCUUCCUCAUUCAGUUCUGCCUUUCCCAUCAGCGAGAGACUCCUCAGAGACCAGGACCAAUUAGGAAGCUGUGCCAGAACUCACGAGUUCUUUGGAUGGUAUCUGAGGCGGAAUUCAGCUCUUAUAUUUUAUUUUUUACUAAAAAGAUAUUUUUGAGACUGUGUCUUACUCUGUCAUCCAGGCUAGUGUGCAGUGGUGCAAUCAUAGCUCACUGCAGCCUCAAACACCAGGACUUAAGGGAUCCUCCUGCCUCAGACUCCCAGAUAGGUGGGACCUCAGGGGUCUGCCAUGAUUACUGAUUACUUUGUUGAUAUUUUGUAGAGAUGAGGUCUUGCUAUGUUGCCCUGACUAAUCUUGAGCUCCUAACCACAAGUGAUGCUCCUGCCUCCGCCUCCCAAAGGGCUGAGAUUAUAAGCGAGAGCACCUGGGCCUUGCUGAGAUUUUUCUACUUAGUCUUUUACUACAAAGGAUAUUUAAUUCACAGAAUAUAUAAAUGGUAGGAAAAUGUCUGGGUCAAGUGACAUUUAUAAUAUUGUAACUGUUGAUAUAUAGACCAGAGUCCUUACCUGAACUGGAAGGGCAGGCUUUAGGUGAUUCAUGGAUGGACUAAAACUGUGGACACCGUUGGAAAUAUGUGUGAACCCACUGACAGUUUCCUAUGAUUUUCAGUCCUCAAAGUGUCUCUUGGACUCAAAGAUGCCUCAGAGUAAAGGAUGUGUGUUCCCCUAGUAUAGGAACAAGGACAGUGAAUACCUGUACACAUUCAGCAAAAAAGCUUUGCCAAACUGAGUGCUUUGAUGUAACGGUUUCAUUCAACAAGUCAAAGUACCCAGGAUCUCUUGGACAUGAUAAUCUCACUCUUGGAAGGUCUCAUCAUUCUGCUUACCUUAAAUAUCCUUGCCACCUUCCACCCUCUCUUACCAGGCUGGACUGUGAAAUGGGAAGGAAGAGCAGGGAGAGCCCAACACCCCUCCAGUUGAGAGUAGAGAGGACACAGCCACCGCUGAGACAGGGAAAAGAGGAAUGGGGAGACCCUGAGAAUGCUUUUGGACAAUGCUCAGGUUGCAGCAUUACCAGGAGAUACCCUUCACCCCAGAUCUCAAAGAGAAGAGAUCAGAAUGGCAGUUACAUGUGUUUUUCUUCAAACGGGUUGCCAGGUUGGAAUGGCCAAUGACAUCAGAGAUUCCAACCUUCCUGAUUGGACAGACCGAACUCUGGGCACCUGGGAACUCAGUCCCCUGGGUAGAUCCCAGCCCCUGGCCUCAAUCCCUUGGCAUCAAAAGGAGGAGGGAAUUGUCAGACGAAUCAGAAUGGUCAGACGAAUCCAAGGAGGAGACGGAGGAGGGGCUGAACUUGGAGCGCAGCCCUGAGCCCAAGGACAUCUGGGUGGUGGAGACCUUGUCUGAAGAUGGACUCAAGAUGAGGCUGAAGAGAAAGCGAGUGUCCUCCAUGCUCCCUGAGCACCACCAGGCCUUCAACAGGCUGCUGGAGGAUCCUGUCAUUCGAAAAUUCCUGGCCUGGGACAAAGAUCUGAGGGUUUCCGACAAGGAAGGACCACUCUCUCAGAGACCCUUGUUCCAUAAGCUUCGAUACCAGUUCCUCUGUUCCAUGCUCUGGAGGACGUGGGUUUCCCCAGAGGAGAUGGAGGAGAUAGGUGGGGCCAUAAGGAGGUGGGGGUGA
This is a messenger RNA of Callithrix jacchus (white-tufted-ear marmoset), 4317 nucleotides long. The record is from RefSeq and is a predicted model, not a curated record. Lineage: Eukaryota; Metazoa; Chordata; Mammalia; Primates; Cebidae.